Molecule: messenger RNA, 555 nt
Organism: Lactuca virosa
Lineage: Eukaryota; Viridiplantae; Streptophyta; Magnoliopsida; Asterales; Asteraceae
Source: the annotation of a GenBank genome assembly
AUGGCAUCAUCACCAAAUCCCACUUAUCAGAACUUCAUUGUAGUAGAUUUUCGCUACAAGGGAACGUUUGCACCCAAGCCCUUAGUCUACUUUGAUCCCGACAGAGCAUCAAUGCGAGAUAUUGACUUCAGUGCAUUUGGGUAUGAGCAGUUCAUGGAAUUCCUUCACAAGCUCACCAGAACGACAAGCAAAGACAUCUAUUUCUGCCUUCCACAAGAGUCUUUAGGUCAGGGAAUUCAUACACUGGUAAACGAGGGUGAUUACAAGGAAUUUUUGGAUUUGGCGUAUGCUAAUGACAAGAGAAUGAAUGUAUAUGUGGAUCACCAGAAUGAACCUAUCUUCGACUGGAUUGAGGCUGAGGAAAGUGAAAAUGAAAGUAAAGACCUAGAUGAAGAUGAGGAUUCAGUUAUUGAAGAUUCAUAUACUGUUGAUUAUGAAGAAGAUGAUGCUACCUAUAUAUUUCCAACAAACAAAAUUGCACAUGACAGAUUUUUAAACAUCCUCUGUGAACCUACAGAGAGUAAAGAUCAAGAUGAUGAAUACGUGCCACCCUAG